Arvicola amphibius (Eurasian water vole) is the source of this 1851-nucleotide messenger RNA. It is a transcript of the gene Ap5m1, whose product is annotated as adaptor related protein complex 5 subunit mu 1. The record is from RefSeq and is a predicted model, not a curated record. Lineage: Eukaryota; Metazoa; Chordata; Mammalia; Rodentia; Cricetidae. Gene Ontology annotation, biological process: endosomal transport. The coding region runs from base 236 to 1711 and encodes 491 amino acids. The transcript has 8 exons. Gene Ontology annotation, cellular component: late endosome; AP-type membrane coat adaptor complex; lysosome.
GCAGGUCAGUAGAGAUUCCGGUGCGGGUUCCUGGACUUUCUGAGGUGUGUGUUGACUUCCUGGAGGGACCGGCGGACUUGAGUCACCGCACUGGAAAGAGCGAGCGUCUCACGUGAACGGUUGCGGCGCGCAGUGAACGCCGACGUUCCCCGGCGGAGUCCAUCCCAAGGCCGGUCUGCUCUGGCGGGAUGGCGGCUUUAGUUUCUGUGAUGGUCUGAUACUGCGGCGGCUCACCAUGGCCCUGCGGGCAGUGUGGCUCAUCCGUCACGAGCCGGGAACUCCGCUCGGUGGCACCGUCAGGUUCUCCAGACGAUACCCUACUGUUGAAAAGCGAGCCAAAAUCUUCAAUGGAGUGAGUUAUGUUCCUGUACCCGAAGAUGGUCCCUUCCUGAAGGCAUUACUCUUCCAACUGAGAUUAUUGGGUGAUGAUAAAGACUUUGUGGAGAGGCGUGAUAGCUGCUCACACAUCAACAAAUCACCCAUCUAUGGACUUUCAGUAGGCGGUGAAGAACUCUGGCCAGUCAUUGCUUUUCUGAGGAACGAUAUGAUUUAUGCAAGUGUUCCACUGGUUGAACAAGCUCUGUCCCCCCGUCCGUCUGUAGUUAGUGUUAGUGGAGUCUCACAAGGCUUGGAACUGCUUUUUGGGAUACAGGAUUUUCUUUACUCCUCAAGUCAGAAAAGUGACACAGAUCUAAACACAAAGUUGAGUCAGUUGCCUGACCUGCUUCUGCAGGCUUGUCCUUUGGGUACUCUGUUGGACACUAACUUGCAGAAUUCACUGAAUAGUACUAAUUUCUCAUCUGUGACUCAGCCGCAUAAACAGCCAGCAUGGAAAGUUGGAGCAUACAAAGGAAAGCCUCAGAUUUCUAUUUCUAUCACUGAAAAAGUGAAGUGCAUGCAGUAUGGUAAACAGGAUGCAGCAGACACGUGGCAAGUUGCUGGGACAGUCACUUGCAAGUGUGAUUUGGAAGGAAUCAUGCCAAAUGUUACCAUCAGCUUGAAUCUCCCCACCAAUGGAUCUCCACUUCAAGAUAUUAUCGUUCAUCCUUGUGUGACUUCUCUUGAUUCAGCCAUUCUGACCGCUAGUAGCAUUGAUGCAAUGGACGAUUCUGCGUUCAGUGGGCCUUACAAAUUCCCGUUCUCUCCGCCUUUAGAGUCAUUCAGCUUAUGCCACUACACGUCUCCGGUCCCUGUCCCACCAAUAUUGGGUUCUUAUCACAUGAAAGAAGAAGAAGUACAACUGAAAAUAACAGUUAAUUUAAAACUUCAUGAAAGUGUAAAAAAUAAUUUUGAAAUCUGUGAGGCUCAUAUACCUUUCUACAACAGAGGUCCGAUUACCCAUUUGGAAUACAAAGUUAGUUUUGGUCAACUUGAAGUAUAUCGAGAAAAAAGUUUGUUGGUCUGGAUUAUUGGCCAGAAGUUCCCCAAAUCAAUGGAAAUUAGUCUUUCUGGAACUCUAACGUUUGGAGCCAAGGGCCAUAACAAACAGCCAUUUGAUCACAUUUGCAUUGGAAAUACAGCAUAUGUAAAGCUUCAUUUUAGGAUCUCAGAUUACACACUCACUGGGUGUUAUGCCGACCAGCAUUCAGUUCAAGUGUUUGCAUCAGGAAAACCAAAAAUAAGCGCAUAUCGGAAACUAAUUUCUUCUGACUAUUACAUCUGGAAUUCUGAAGCUCCUGCUCCAGUAACAUAUGCGUCAUUGUUGCCAUGAUUUUCUCAUGUGGGAUUUAUUUAUUUCUUCAAAUGGGAUUUAUGUGAUGUAACAUUCUGUAGUAGAAUCAUAGUAUUUUUAUUUCUUACAUGUAUUCACAUAACCUGUGACUGAAAAAUCACUGAAAAUCUUUAUCCAAA